Symbiodinium pilosum is the source of this 1081-nucleotide messenger RNA. The record is from the annotation of a GenBank genome assembly. NCBI's taxonomy places the organism in Eukaryota, Dinophyceae, Suessiales, Symbiodiniaceae.
GUUGUUCGUGGCCAUUAAGCAAGUCAGCUUGGGUGGGCUGCACAGUGGCGAUAUCAGCUCCAUCGAGGUUGAGAUCAACCUGCUCUCCAAGCUGAAGCACAAGAAUAUUGUCAAGUAUAUUGAGUCCAUACGAACUGAGACACACCUCAACAUCGUCCUUGAGUAUGUGGAGGGUGGGUCUAUAGCCUCCAUCAUCAAGAAGUUUGGUGCUUUUCCAGAGUCUCUGUGCGCGAUCUACACGCUGCAAAUCCUCAGAGGCUUGAAAUUCUUGCAUUCUCAAGGCGUCAUUCAUCGGGACAUUAAAGGUGCUAAUGUUCUGACGACCAAGACAGGAACGAUCAAGUUGGCGGACUUCGGCGUAGCUACAAAGCUUAGCGAGAUCGACAGCUCGAAGAGGCGUGUGGUAGGUACACCAUACUGGAUGGCGCCGGAGACUGUUGAGAUGAGCCCGCCCACUCCGGCAAGUGACAUUUGGAGCGUGGGCUCCACUGUGGUGGAGAUGAUCACAGAGAAGCCGCCAUAUGCAGACUUGCCGCAGAUGUCAGCUCUCUACCGUAUCGUCUCCGACAAGCACCCGCCCCUGCCCGAGGGAUUCUCCGAAGAUCUCGAAGCAUUUCUGCUUCGCUGCUACGAGAAGAACCCAUUGCACCGUGCUGGAGCUGCAAUUCUUCUCGAGGACCACUGGAUCCAAGCCAACAAACAGCACACGCGGGAGUUCAUAAACUCCCGACAGAUGCUCACCCCCAAGGUUUCCCAGAAAGAAGUCACUCCACGGCAGGGAGAGGAUGAGGAUGAUGACUACAGCAGCGAGUCUGGAGCCGAGGAGAUGGAGGCAUUCACCACCCUCAUCCGGGACACUUAUUUGAGGCCAGUAGAGGCUUCACGGGAACCCAGCAGCGGGCACGAUUCUGAGGAGGUCCGAACUGGGGACAAGAGUAUUAGCGACAAAUCCUCGCGAUCCAAGCAGGGACCAGGGAAGUAUCCCAUCGAGGAGGAGGACUGGGUUGCUGUUAAGGAACUUAAAUUAAGUUACUAUAUUGGGGAAACCCUAUUAUUUACUUUACCCAUUAUGGUAACUUAA